Trifolium pratense (red clover) is the source of this 1928-nucleotide messenger RNA. RefSeq names its product probable protein S-acyltransferase 7. The coding region runs from base 296 to 1615 and encodes 439 amino acids. The transcript has 5 exons. Gene Ontology annotation, cellular component: endoplasmic reticulum; Golgi apparatus. Gene Ontology annotation, biological process: protein targeting to membrane; peptidyl-L-cysteine S-palmitoylation. The record is from RefSeq and is a predicted model, not a curated record. NCBI's taxonomy places the organism in Eukaryota, Viridiplantae, Streptophyta, Magnoliopsida, Fabales, Fabaceae. Gene Ontology annotation, molecular function: protein-cysteine S-palmitoyltransferase activity.
CAUGUCAUCAUGUAUAGAUGCUGUAAAGCAGAGACAUAGAUUACAGUGUGUGACAGUAAAAGAGAAUCAAUUCCUUUGCAACCAAAAAACCAAAACACAGCACCAACAAAAAAAAAAAGCAACCUUUUUACUCUCAAAAACCAAACCCUCAUCUCGUACCUUGUCACCUGAAACUUCCAUUCUUAAAUCCUUGCUGGGUUUCAUUUCAUGUCUUGUUUUCUUCAACUUCCAAAUAGAUAGAUACAUAUAUAGAUAUAACUUGGGAAAAAGUUUGUAUUUUUAAGGAUUACAAGAUAUGUACGUUGUUCCUCCACCUCAGAGAUCCGAUCCGGGUUCAGGAUCUGCUGAUUUGCGUGUUUAUCAAGCUUGGAAGGGUUCUAAUAAAUUUUUUCUUCAAGGACGGUUCAUAUUUGGACCAGAUGCAAGAUCGUUGGGCCUGACAAUUUUUCUUAUUGUUGCUCCGGUUGUAGUGUUCUGCGUCUACGUUGCCAGAAAAUUUUUCGAUGAUUAUUCUGAUCACUGGGGAGUAUCCAUAAUGGCAGUUGCUAUUGUCUUCACAAUUUAUGUCUUAAUUCUUCUCUUCUCAACAUCUGGCCGUGACCCUGGCAUAAUCCCGCGCAAUGCUCAUCCUCCGGAGCCAGAAGGUCUUGAAGGAAGUGUAGAUGUUGGUGCUGGUCAAACUCCUCAAUUGCGGUUGCCUCGCAUCAAGGAGGUUGAGGUCAAUGGAAUUUCUGUUAAAGUCAAGUAUUGUGAUACGUGCAUGCUCUACAGGCCUCCUCGAUGUUCUCACUGCUCAAUUUGCAACAACUGUGUAGAGAGGUUUGAUCAUCACUGCCCCUGGGUUGGGCAGUGCAUUGGGCUGCGUAACUAUCGCUUCUUCUUCAUGUUUGUCUUCUCAGCUACACUGCUUUGCAUAUAUGUUUUCGCAUUUUGUUGGGUCUAUAUUAGAAGAAUUAUGAAGGCUGAGGAGACAACAAUUUGGAAGGCAAUGAUCAAAAGUCCAGCCUCGAUAGUCUUAAUCAUUUACACCUUCAUCUGCAUGUGGUUCGUUGGCGGCCUUACUGCCUUUCAUUUAUAUCUCAUAAGUACAAAUCAGACUACAUAUGAGAACUUCAGAUACCGAUAUGAUCGACGGGCCAACCCUUAUAACAAAGGAGUGUUCGAUAAUUUCAAAGAGAUAUUCUUCACCAGCAUUCCCUCAUCAAAGAAUAAUUUCAGGGCAAAGGUGCCAAUUGAACCAGUAUUACCUGCUCGAUCGGUGGGUGGUGGCUUUAUGAGUCCAAGUAUGGGAAAAGCUGUUGACGACAUAGAGAUGGGAAGGAAAACAGUCUGGAGUGAAAUGGGCAGCAGCAUCGAUCAAUGUGAAGGUCAGUUACACAAUCGUACAGCUGUAAAGGAUGGGGAGUUUGAUGAUUUGUCACCAGAAAUUAGGACAACGGUAGAUGAGACGAGCGGCGAGCGUGUUGGAGUACAUCCUAGGAGAUCUAGCUGGGGAAGAAAAAGUGGAAGCUGGGAGAUGUCUCCCGAAGUUCUUGCUUUGGCAGCCAGGGUUGGAGAACCGAAUCGUGUUGGUGGAAGUAGCAGCAGUUUGAGCACAGAGAACAGACAUUCAUAGCCACGGAAAUGAUUGGCCGUGACACUAAUUCAAAAAUGUUAAAUCUACAACUAAACUAAUUGUAUUUCACGUGCGAGGCGAUGAAAGGCUUUUCGGGGUGUUUCUUAGUGUUGUUUUAGCCGAUCGGCUUCUAGGAAGGUAUUGUUUUGGUGUUCUGAGAUUGGUAUUUCCUUUGCCUGAUGUUGUAUUGCCCUUAUGAUUAACCGGCCUUUACAUCUACUGAAGUAGCUACCGCUCUCUCUCUCUGCGGUAGAAUAUAUUAAUUCUUAAACAAUACAUUCUUGUGCAAUUCAAACCAAGUCUUAUUGUGAUA